UCUCCCGGUGUAUAUAUCUGGUAUCAGUAGUGUUCGGUACCUUCGUCUGGUGCAAUGAAGAGGUCGGGCUUUGACAGCAGUAGCGGCAGCGGCGGCGGUGAGGGGUCGGGCUCCUUCAACCUCCGGAACCUGUCCAAGCUCAUCCUCCCGCCUCUCGGCGUGCCGGCCGGCGGCCAUGCCCAGCACCAUGGCGGCUCCAACGACAAGCGGGUCAUCUCUCCUCUCGACUCCAGAUACAGGUGCUGGGACACGUUCAUGGUGGUGCUGGUGGCGUACUCGGCGUGGGUGUACCCGUUCGAGGUGGCGUUCAUGAACGCCUCCCCGAAGGGCGGCCUCGAGGUGGCCGACAUCGUCGUCGACCUCUUCUUCGCCGUCGACAUCGUCCUCACCUUCUUCGUCGCCUACAUCGACUCCACGACGCAGCUCCUCGUCCGAGACAGGAGAAGGAUAACCAUGAGAUAUCUGUCGACGUUUUUCAUCAUGGACGUGGCGUCGACGAUCCCGUUCGAGGGCCUUGCCUACCUCGUCACCGGCGAGGUCAGGGAAAGCCCGGUGUUCAGCCUCCUUGGCAUCCUCCGGCUAUGGCGUCUCAGGAAGGUGAAGCAGUUCUUCACAAGGCUAGAGAAGGACAUCAGGUUCAACUACUUCUGGAUUCGCUGCGCACGGCUCAUCGCGGUGACGCUGUUCCUGGUGCACUGCGCGGGGUGCCUGUACUACCUGAUCGCGGACCGGUACCCGCAGAGGGAGAAGACGUGGAUCGGCGCGGUGAUCCCGGACUUCCAGGAGGCGAGCCUGUGGAUCCGCUACACCUCCUCCGUCUACUGGUCCAUCACCACCAUGACCACCGUCGGCUACGGCGACAUGCACGCCCAGAACACCGUCGAGAUGAUCUUCAACAUCUUCUACAUGCUCUUCAACCUCGGCCUCACCGCCUACCUCAUCGGCAACAUGACCAACCUCGUCGUCGAGGGCACCCGCCGCACCAUGGAGUUCAGGAACAGCAUUCGUGCUGCCUCGAGCUUCGUGGGCCGGAACCACCUGCCACCGAGGCUGAAGCAGCAGAUACUGGCCUACAUGUGCCUCAAAUUCAGAGCGGAGAGCCUGAACCAGCAGCAGCUCAUGGACCAGCUGCCCAAGUCCAUCUGCAAGGGCAUCUGCGAGUAUCUCUUCCUCCCCGUCGUCAAGGACGUCUACCUCUUCAAGGGAGUCUCAAGAGAAGUGCUCCUGCUCAUGGUUACCAAGAUGAAGCCGGAGUACAUACCGCCGAAAGAGGACGUGAUCGUGCAGAACGAGGCGCCGGACGACGUGUACAUCGUCGUGUCCGGCGAGGUGGAGGCGGUCUACUUCGACGGCGAGCGGGAGCAGGUGGUGGCGACGCUGGGGACGAGGGGCAUCUUCGGCGAGGUGAGCGCCCUGAGCGACCGGCCGCAGGGCCUCACGUUCCGGACGAGGACGCUGAGCCAGCUGCUGCGGCUGCGCCAGGCCACGCUCAGGGAGGGCAUGCAGAGCAAGCCCGAGGACAGCGUCGUCAUCAUCAAGAACUUCCUCAAGCAUCAGAUCGAGAUGCAUGACAUGAAGGUCGAGGACCUGCUCGGGGAGGACGCCGGAGAGUACGACCACGGCAACAUACCGUGCAACCUCCUGACGGUCGCCGCCACCGGGAACAGCAGCUUCCUUGAGGAUCUUCUCAAGGUCGGCAUGGACCCUGACGUCGGCGACUCCAAGGGAAGAACAGCACUGCACAUAGCGGCAUCGAAGGGGUACGAGGAGUGCGUGCUGGUUCUCCUCAAGCACGCGUGCAACGUAAACAUCAAAGACGCGCAGGGCAACACGGCGCUGUGGAACGCCAUCGCGGCGAGGCACCACAAGAUCUUCAACAUCCUGUACCACUUCGCGCGCGUCUCGAGCCCGCACGCCGCCGGCGACCUCCUCUGCCUCGCCGCGCGGCGGGGGGACGUCGACACGCUCCGGGAGCUCCUCAAGCACGGGCUCGCCGUCGACUCCGAGGACCACGACGGCGCCACCGCGCUCCGCGCCGCGCUGGCGGAGGGCCACGCCGACGCUGCCAGGUUCCUCGUCCUGAGCGGGGCCAGCGUCGACAAGGCCAACCUCGACGGCUCCGGCUCCGGCUCCUUCCCGCGACAGACGACUGUAUCGCCCGACGAGCUGCGGGAGCUCAUGCAGAAGCGCGAGCUCGCCCACGCGGUCUCCAUCGUCGACUCGACGUCGCCGGCCGCCGCGGCCGUCGUCCGGGAGAUUGGCUCGCCGGCGGACAGACGUAAAGCGCGGGCCCCGAGCACGAGAUCAGACGGCGAUCACUGCCCCAGGGUGAGCAUAUACAAGGGCCAUCCGUUCGUCAGGAACCCUAGCUCAGAAGCCGGCAAGCUGAUCAACCUGCCCGGCACCAUGGAAGCCUUCAAGGCCAUCAUUGAAGAGAAACUGAAGGUCGAUGCGAAGAAGACGCUGAUCAUGAACGACGAAGGAGCGGAGAUCGACUCCAUCGACGUGAUCCGGGACAACGACAAGCUGUUCAUAGUGACCGAAGAAGAAGAGCAUAUGAGGACAGUAGCAUUGGUGGGCUCGGUGUAUGGAUCAUAGAAUUCUUCAGUUCUUGCGGAUGCUAGAGUUUGACCAAUCAUCGAGUUAUCUAGAAGUGCCAAAGUGCAAAUUCGGGUGACUCAUGCUUCCUAGGCUUCAAAUAUAUUGCUAGUAGACUUUAGGUUUUUAGCUAGUCCCUUUUCUUUGAAAGAGAUUAAAACAGCAACAGUCGGUUACUCGGUUUGGUCAAGAAUCAUGUCAUGGCUUUUACAAGAAACAUGAAUAUAUGCAACAAUGGCGUGAUCAAUAUGAUGAUAUAUCUAUACUAAGGUUAGAAUUUUUUAAUCAAAAUUAUGAAAUUUUGGGUC
This is a messenger RNA of Oryza brachyantha (malo sina), 2906 nucleotides long. Its product is annotated as potassium channel AKT2. Gene Ontology annotation, cellular component: membrane. The record is from RefSeq and is a predicted model, not a curated record. Gene Ontology annotation, molecular function: voltage-gated potassium channel activity; protein binding. The transcript is spliced from 11 exons. Gene Ontology annotation, biological process: potassium ion transport; transmembrane transport. Bases 55 to 2598 code for a protein of 847 amino acids. Lineage: Eukaryota; Viridiplantae; Streptophyta; Magnoliopsida; Poales; Poaceae.